UGCAUUCAAGGCAGGAGGGACAGCCUAUGCAAAGGCAUGGAAAAGAGCAAGGAUGCCAGUUUGUCUGGACAGAAAAAAGCAUGAAGGAGAGUCAUGUAUAAUAAGCCUAGUAAGGUAUGUGGAAGCAAAUGUAAAGGGCUUUCAAUGUCAAAAAUUGGAGUUUGUUUUUUAUCCUAGAAAUAAAAGAGACCCACCGGGGUUUCUUUAGCAGUGGAAUAAUGUGGGAAAGUUAGUUCUUUAGAAAAUACCACUUGAGAAACUAAAGGGAGUACAGUUUAGAGAGACUUAAGUUACAAAGGCCAGCGAAAAAACUAUUGCAAUAGUUCGAUACAAAGGUGUUGAAGAUCUGAAUUGGAGUGGUAGCCAUGUGAGUGAAAAGAAAGGGGUACAUGAGAAAGACAGCAUGAACUCACAGUGGCUUGGUAAUUGAGUAGAUAUGUGGGCUAAGGUAGAGUUAGGAGUCAAGGAAGACUCUAACAUUGUCAAGAUGGAAGGAUGGUAGUGUCCUCAAGGAAACAAGGAUUUUGAAAAAAGGAUGUGUUAAGGGGGAAAGGGAAUAAAUUGUGUUUUGGACUGUCUACAGGAUAUCUGGUUCCAAAUGUCCAUUAGGCAGUUAGUGAUUUGGAACUGGAGACUAGAGGUUGAUGUUUAGAUCUGGGAGUCAUCUGUGAAAAGGCAGUAAUUGAAUACAUAAUUGAACUGAUGAGCUCAACAUGAGAAAGGGUAGAGAAAGGAUAAAGCCUUGACUUGCAUCCACAGGCAGGAGACAUUCUGAGACUAGUAAUCUAACAAAAGAUACUGAGCAGUAUUCAGAUAGGCAAGAGAACCAAGAGGAGUCAGUGUCACAAAUUACAGAGAAAAGAAACUGUCCAGGAGAAUAUUCUCCAGUACCAAAUGCUGAAGAAUUGAGUUGACAAAAGGCCAUUGGAAUUAGCAAUAAAGAUAUCAUUAUCCAUUAAAUCUGGAGAUAGUAGUGUUGGUUGUAUGAUGUGUGGAUUCAGAUUUCAAGGGAUUAAGAAGCAAGAGAAAGGAGAGGAAAUGGAGACAGCACAGAGUAAUGGAAGCUGAUCAUCAGGCUUGUAUACUUAAGUUUCAGAAGAGAAAAGUAAAAAGGCUUGGAGGGUAGAAGAAGAAAGCCACCCAGAAGACAGUUGAUUAGUAUAACACCUAGAUCUACUGACAUAGAGCAAUGCAAUGAACCAUAUGUAAUAGGGGGGACAACAAGAAACAUGCUGAUCCCCUUCUUCUCUGUGAGAAGUGGGGAGAAUGAGAAAAGGGACACCUUAUCUAAAGACAGAGCACAGAUAUGUAGUGUCUCUUCCAGAGGAAGCCAAGUUUCUCUGAUUGCAAGAAGGAAAAAGUGUGAGAGGAAGAGAAUCAGGCUGAAAUUUACGAACUACAGUAGAAUGGAGGAGGAAGUCAGAGAGUAGUGUGUGUGUGUGUGUGCGUGUGUGUAAAUAGAACUAAAUUGGAUAAGGAUCCUUUGAGUGGUUGUAGGAUUAAAGGAAAGGAAGAAGGAAGGAAUUAAAGAGAGGAAGGGGAGAAGGGAGAAGGGGUAAAAGAACAAGAAGAGAAUAGAAGGGAAGAAGGAAAACAGAGAAAGGAAAAGGACUGGGGCGGGGGAGGAGGAAAGAAAGUGGGAAAGAAGGGGAAGAGAUGAAGACAUGGGAAGGGGGGAAAGGGAAGAAAGGAAAAAGGAAAUUGGAAGAGAGAUAAAAGGAGAAAGAUGAAGGAUGCAGAGAUACGAGAAAAAAAGGGAGGGAGGAAGUAGGAUCCUUGUCGAUGUCCGGAAUGGUCAUUUGCAGAGCAGCAGCGCCAAGCUCUCAGGAGAAGCUAAUUGGGGACUUGUUUGGCAAUCCUUCCUCCCUCCAACCCUGUUUCCCCCCCUCCCUCUGAAGUUCUCUGGGCAGCAUCUGCUUUUAUCACCCAGUGAGCCCACAAGAGAAAAAAACGAGACUGAGCCGAGAGAGACCAGAGGAGGUUCUUGCCGAGGCUGGCUACUGACAUCGGCGCUGGCCCCGGCAGGGUGCGGAAACGCAGUUUUUUCCUCAGGAUUGGACUGGCGGGGCAGCUAGGAGCGCACGUUGUCUCCUAGGGGCUGGGUCGGGGUGAGAGCUGGGGCUGCCGAGAGGAGAGUGGCCCGAGGUGAGAGGUGAGGGGUGGCUCGGCCGCAGGGCCCCCGCGGCCAGGGGGCAACGCGGCUUUCCCGGCUUGGCCAGGUGCGCUCAGGUUGGUCAUUUCGAUCCGACCUGCGGGGCGGCGGCAUGGAGUGGGAACUCAACUUGCUGCUUUACCUGGCCCUCUUCUUUCUACUGCUCUUCUUACUCUUCCUCCUGCUCUUCGCCGUCAUCAAGCAGCUGAAGAACUCCAUCGCGCACACCGCCGGGGUGCUGCAGCCGAGCCGCCUCUCGCUGCCCCGGGAGCCGUGGGGCUUCUGCCGGGAGCAAGCGGUGUGAACCGGCCAGGCUGGGCGCGCGGCUCCGGCCCAUUCGAGCGCCUAGUCCGCUUUCCCUCCGGUCCAGCCCACCCCAGCCUCCCCAUCAGUUCCAGCUCCAGGUCAGGCAAGCUCCGACUGCAGAAAGCCCUCGGGCUAUCUCCUACAGCUGUAGCGGUUUCCACUCUAGCUCCUUAACUGAGUAGAGCCCCAGCGCUUUGCCCCCGAGUCCGCUAACCCUCGGCUCCACCUCUGCUCUAACUCUGAUUCGUGUGGGUCUGGCCCAAGCCACCUCCUGACCUGUGGCUCGGCGGCCCUCAGGAGUGGGGAGGUGCGGCUACUCCUAUCUCCUCCUUGGCAAUGACCCGAGAUCAGCUGGUCCAGG
Molecule: messenger RNA, 2819 nt
Organism: Antechinus flavipes (yellow-footed antechinus)
Lineage: Eukaryota; Metazoa; Chordata; Mammalia; Dasyuromorphia; Dasyuridae
Gene: SMIM43
Product: small integral membrane protein 43
Exons: 1
Coding region: 2265-2456 (63 amino acids)
Source: RefSeq, a predicted model, not a curated record